Beta vulgaris subsp. vulgaris (sugar beet) is the source of this 1666-nucleotide messenger RNA. RefSeq names its product glycerol-3-phosphate acyltransferase 9-like. The coding region runs from base 230 to 712 and encodes 160 amino acids. Gene Ontology annotation, molecular function: glycerol-3-phosphate O-acyltransferase activity. Lineage: Eukaryota; Viridiplantae; Streptophyta; Magnoliopsida; Caryophyllales; Amaranthaceae. Gene Ontology annotation, biological process: triglyceride biosynthetic process. Gene Ontology annotation, cellular component: endoplasmic reticulum. The record is from RefSeq and is a predicted model, not a curated record. The transcript has 6 exons.
UAUGUUUUAGGUUGUUGCAUGUUCGGGCCUUUUGCAUCAAAAAAUCUUAAACUGCAUGCGUAUAGACUAUAGAGUAUAGAUGAAUAUUGUUGCGAAUUUUGUGCCCAACCUACACUUUAGAACCUCUCAGCUUCCCUACUCAUAUGCAAAUUCCAAAGCUCGAAUCGCAGAAGCUAGUUCCAGUCAAAGAAAAGGCAGUGCUAAGAUCUAAUAGGAGAACAGUGAAGAAAUGAGUGAGAAUAAGAGCGAGAGUGAAGAUGGGAAGUUAUAUUCAUCAGUAAACUCUGAAUUGGAUUUGUAUCGACCUAACCUUGAAGAUUAUCUCUCUUCUGAAUCCCUCCCUGAACCUCAUGGCAAGCUUCGUUUGAGGGACUUAAUUGAUAUUUCUCCUGCUCUUACUGAGGCGGCUGGUGCCAUUGUUGAUGAUUCUUUUACGCGUUGCUUUAAAUCAAAUCCUCCAGAGCCCUGGAACUGGAAUAUCUAUCUAUUUCCUCUGUGGUGUUGUGGAGUUGUUGUUAGAUACUUGAUCAUUUUCCCAAUAAGGGUCUUAGUUCUGACGAUAGGGUGGAUUGUGUUCCUCUCCCUCUACAUGCCAGUUCAUUUCUUACUGAAAGGACAGGAUUCACUGAGGAAAAAGUUAGAGGUUUUUGUGGCCAACCACACCUCCAUGAUUGAUUUUAUUAUUUUGGAACAAAUGACUGCAUUUGCCUGAUUCUAUAUAGAGAUAAAUGAAAAGUGGGAUCCAUGUGAUAGGAGAGAGAUAUAGAGACGAUAUUACCAAAUAAAGGAAUGUUGUAGUUAAUGUGAAACUUACAAAUAAGGGAAUCGUUGCAAUUAAAGAACGGAGGAAGAAUAUGGCAACUCUUGUUUUUGGUUUAUCUUCGUUUAAGAACAAAAAGUCAUGUUGUAUUUAGAAGGCUCCCCGGUAAGGAUGGAAAUGGGUGAUGGAUGAUCCAUCACCCGCUUAACCCGGUAUUUUAAAUGGAUGAAAACCCGAAUUUAAAUGGAUGGAAAGUGGGUGGUGGGUGAGAAUUUUUUCAUCCGUCACCCGAUCCAUCACCCGUUUAACAUCCAACUCAUUACCCAAUUAUUAAGUAUUACAUGUAAAUUACUUAUAUUUUAUAUUUUUGAUAUAAUUAUUUUAUAUUAUGUCAUUGAUUUCUUUUAAAAAUAUACUAAAUAUCAUCACCCGUUUAGCACCCGACCCAUCCGUUUCACCCGAUGGUUGACGGAUGGAUGGAUGCGGGUGGAGUAAACAAUUGCGGGUGGUGGAUGCGGGUGAUGUUCCACCCGCCCCGAAUCCGAUCCAUUUCCAUCCCUACUCCCCGGUUUCUUUAUUGUGAAUGCUUUUUGCAACCACAAACUUUGGAGAAAUGUCCAUAUAUGUAUAAUCUAACCUGUUUCAAGUACCAUGCCUUGUUGGAGCAAAGGUAUGGGAAAAAAUAUAUGGCAAAAGUGAAAAUUGGAAGAUAUUCCAUAUUUUAUCUGAAUCCUUUUGUCCAAUUUUUUUAUUGUGCUUGUUACAUGAGAAGCAAGCAAAUUUUGAUCUUAAAAAAACCGUCCUGAAUAUUGUUGCCAGCUGCCGAUACUUGUUUUGUGGUAUAUGAAAGCUAGACGUCUUUGGUUGUCUGGUUAUCUUAAUCUUAGGGGAAUAUGCUUCAUAUAU